AUGGCUCCUAACAAGGGGAAAAUGGCUCCAAACAAGGGGAAAAAUGACUCCAAACAGGGGGAAAAUGACUCCAAACAGGGGGAAAAUGACUCCAAACAAGGGGAAAAUGGCUCCAAACAAGGGGAAAAUGGCUCCAAACAAGAGGAAAAUGGCUCUAAACAAGAGGAAAAUGGCUCUAAACAAGAGGAAAAUGGCUCCAAACAAGAGGAAAAUGGCUCCAAACAAGAGGAAAAUGGCUCCAAACAAGGGGAAAAUGGCUCCAAACAAGAGGAAAAUGGCUCCAAACAAGAGGAAAAUGGCUCCAAACAAGGGGAAAAUGGCUCCAAACAAGGGGAAAAUGGCUCCAAACAAGGGGAAAAUGGCUCCAAACAAGGGGAAAAUGGCUCCAAACAAGGGGAACUACUUCAAAUGAGAUACUGUCAAACUAAUGGGUUAGUGGUUGUUAACAAUAAGAUAAUCCGCUGCCAUUAG
This is a messenger RNA of Procambarus clarkii (red swamp crayfish), 471 nucleotides long. RefSeq names its product anti-sigma-I factor RsgI-like. The record is from RefSeq and is a predicted model, not a curated record. NCBI's taxonomy places the organism in Eukaryota, Metazoa, Arthropoda, Malacostraca, Decapoda, Cambaridae.